Molecule: messenger RNA, 1113 nt
Organism: Psilocybe cubensis
Lineage: Eukaryota; Fungi; Basidiomycota; Agaricomycetes; Agaricales; Agrocybaceae
Exons: 8
Coding region: 1-1113 (370 amino acids)
Molecular function (GO): catalytic activity
Source: RefSeq, a predicted model, not a curated record
AUGUCAAGUAUUUUUCGAGGUCUUUGGGCGUCGCUUCGCUUCAUUUUGUCACCACUUACAUGGCUGUUUUCUAUCACUACUGCGGAAGAGGUUCGCCGGGCAAUCGAACCCCCGCCAAAGAUCAAUUCGGUCCAGAAAGUUGUUGAUAGCAGCGAAAACAAAAAGUAUUACAACCCGCGACUGGAUCCGAAAAACUAUCUAGCGGGCCCCUUAUCACUGAACCCUGCCACACGUCUACGACAACUGUUGGCGAGGCCAGGAAUAAUAGUUGCACCCGGUAUUUGUGACGGCAUUAGCGCUCGUUGCGCAAUCGAAGCAGGAUUCGAAUGUCUCUACCAAAGUGGCGCGGCUACCACAGCGUCUAGGAUGGGUCAACCUGAUCUGGCUAUUGCCACGCUGAACGAUUUUGUGGAAGCGGGAGAGAUGGUUUCCAGCAUUAAUCCUACCAUACCUGUGAUUGCGGACGCCGACACUGGAUUUGGAGGUCCUGCCAAUGUCGCUCGGACGGUGAAGCAAUACAUUCAAGCUGGUAUUGCUGGGUUACACAUCGAAGAUCAAGUACAAACAAAACGUUGUGGUCAUCUCAUGGGCAAACAAGUGGUUUCUAGGGAGGAAUUCCUCACUCGAAUCCGGGCUGCAGUCAUUGCUCGCGACUCCAUUCCAGGUGGCUCUGAUUUCGUUAUUAUCGGAAGAACGGACUCUGCGCAAGUAUUGGGUAUGGAAGAGGCUAUCACACGUUUAAAGCUUGCCGCCGACGCUGGUGCCGACGUUUGUUUCAUUGAAGGAGUCAAAACCGAAGAGCUGCUUCGUUCGACUGUUGCCGCUCUCGCUCCCAAGCCCGUCUUAGUGAACGUAAUCUCCGGCGGACUUACGCCAUCAUUCACUUCUUCUGAAGCUGAGAGGAUGGGAGCCAAAAUUAUCAUAUUUUCACUGGUGUCAUGUGUAGCGAUGGUACACGGCGUGCGAGCAGCUAUGAAAUCGCUUAAAGUAACAGGGACGGACUUCAGUACUGCAAAAGGGAUGGAUCCCAAAUCAUUUUUCGAAGUCAUGGGACUGGAUGAGGUCGUAAGUUUGGAUGCAAAGGCUGGAGGGACGGCCUUUAAAUUGGUGUAG